AUGGCAUCCAGACUUGUGUGCAUGUUGCCACUCGUGGCGUGCACGCUCGGGUCUGAAAUCAGAUCUCAUCAACUUCUCCGAGAGAAGUUUGAGGUCUUUCGCCAGAAGUACGGCCGUUCUUAUGAGGAAGGCACAGAGGAGUACGAACAUCGGUAUGCAUUGUUCCGCAAAGCAGAUGUGCUGGCCGAGCGUUUCAACAGUCGCCCAGGGCGUUUGUGGACCGCCGGAACAGGCCCCCUAGCCGAUCGUAGUGAGGAGGAGCUGCAGGCCCUGAGGGGCUGGUUCGGCAGUGCCCGUGGCCAAGGCCGCGCCCGCCACGGCAACCUUCGGGCGGCCUCACUGGCACAGCUUGGCUCUGCAGACACACCGCAGGAGUUUCUGAACUGGACAUCUUUGACGACCUUGGCAAAUGUUCGGGACCAGGGAGGCUGUGGCUCCUGUUGGGCCGUGACUGCCUCCACGGUCUUGGACAGUCACGCCGAGAUCUACAAGUCAAAGCAGAGGAGUUUCUCAGCUCAGGAGCUCGUGUCCUGCGUUCCCAACCCCAAGAAGUGCGGCGGCUCAGGUGCCUGCAGCGGCGCAACAGUCGAGCUCGCCUUCCAGUACGUCAUGGAUCAUCCUGUGCAAACUGACUUGACUGUUCCUUACCAGGCUGUCGAUGGCCACUGCCAGAGUGAGGAAAGUGCCCAAAGUGCCCGAAGUGCCCAUGGCACUGCCUUGAUCCAAGACUCCGAUGACUCCACAGAUGACUCGGCAGACUCCAAAGAGGACACCGAAGGUGACACCGACCUGGAUGUCGCCGCAGUCGGCUUUCAUGCUGCAAGCUCGGAGGCUCCGGGAAUGAAGUUCAUGACUGGCUGGGAGCGACUGCCGGAGAAUGGGUACUCACCGCUUCUGCGCGCGGUCUACGAGCGGGGUCCUGUCGCAGUCUCUGUGGAUGCCACUUCCUGGAGCUCCUACAUGUACGGGAUCUUCGACUCCUGUGAGAAAGAUGCCGUCAUCAACCAUGCGGUUACGCUGGUGGGCUACGGCGUGGAGAAGGGCACGAUGUACUGGACAAUUCAGAACUCCUGGGGUCCCAAUUGGGGCGAGGAUGGCAAGAUCCGGCUUGUGAGACGUGAUGACGACGAGAGCUACUGUGGCAUCGAUCACCAGCCUGAGGAGGGGACUGGAUGCGAAGGUGGGCCCAAACAGGUCAAGGUCUGCGGCAUGUGUGGCAUCCUCUACGACAAUGCGGAAGUUGUUCUGGGGGGUGAAAAUGUGCACGGCAGGCCUAUUCCCAAAGUCAAGCUGGCCAUGCCGAAUUCAGACUUGGAUGAUGAUGAGGGUCUCGGCUGGGUGGGUGAGGCCGAAAGCGGCUCCCAACCGUCCCACGCAACUGCGUCAACCGCGGCAACCUUUAUCCGUGCAGAGGUGGUGAUACCCGAAGGCCUCGAGCCCGGUGACGCGUUUGAGGUUGUUCUGGAGGGCAUUCCCUUCGAAGUCACGGUGCCGAAAGACAAAAGGGCAAACGAUGUCCUCGAGCUUGAGGUGCCCGCAGAGGAGUUCGAGAGCCGCGGAACUUCGGACACACCGGAACCUCACCUUCAACCAGAAGACCAGAGGCGACAUGUCUCCUUUACGGAUGCCGAGCCUGCCGUCGUCUUGUUCAGGCCAGAAGUGGGUGGUCUGCAUGGACCGGGGCAGCUAACUUCGGACGAGCUGCGGCGGUGUGAAAAGUGUGAAAAGGUUGAGCUGGUUGUCCCAGCAGGAUGCCGUCCAGGUGACGUGCUGAACGUGAACGCGGGCAGUUCAGAGAUGGAAAUCACAGUGCCCGAAAACUGCAGACCCGGCGACAUUCUGGAGGUGAAUCUGCCAAGCCCAGCGGGGAGCCCGGAGGAGAGCCCAGAAGAGAGCCCGGAGGAGAGCCCGGAAGAGAGCCCGGAGGAGAGCGAGAUGGAGGUGCAAAGGACCGAAGUGCCCGAGGUCCUUGCGUUGGAGGACGGCGAGGUAGAGCCGUCCAAGGCUGAGGUGAUAGAGGGCCAAGAGGAGGCACAGCAAACACGGGAAGCAGUGGAAACACAGGAACAGGCGGCGGAUGAGCCGAGGAAGCCAGGCCCAAAACAGCCUGGGGCAGAAGACUCAGCAGACAAAAUCAAAGCUGAGGAGCCAGCACGCGAUUCCUGCGACGCGUUGCAGGCAGGGAGGGAGCCCAGCCAGGAAGCCCUGGAUCCCACUCCGCUGGAUCCGCUGGAUGUGGGAGCCCUCGCAACCGAGUCUUCCGAGUCAAAGCUUGAAAAGCUUGAAGCAGAGGAAUCUGUCCAAGAACCUUCAGCUGAUCAGCCGGCCGAGGUCGUUGAGACUGAUCUCCAGUCGAACCCCCCUCCUGGUGACGAGGCCACGCCACCAGGCCUCGAGAUCCUCGAGCUUGAGCCAGAGUCAGAUCCCGUGCCCUCGGGGUCUUUAGAGAAGGUGGAACACGCGGAACUUGUGGAACAUGUGGAACAUGUGGAACAUGUGGAACAUGUGGAACUCGUGGAGCACGUGGACCUUGCGGAGCCCGACCCAGCAGAAGCCGAAGCGUCUGCCCGGUCUGCAAGGCUGACCGAGCUUGAGGUUCGCAAUGCGGAGCUGCAGGAAAUGGUGUACAAGCUGGAGCGCGAAAAGAAAUUCCUCUCCAGUUCUCUGACGGCAUCGUUGACUACGUCAUAUGCCAAGAGCCAGGUUUACUUGGGCAAGCACACCAGGAACACCAACGGCUGCCAGAAGGCAAAGGAGGAGGCCAAGAAGCGGCGUCGCGCCAGUGAGCAGAAGCAGGCCUUCGUCCAGACGGAGCCAGCCGAUCCUACUUGUCCUGCUGGGGAAAGUUUUCAGGCGAUGGGAAGCGUUAAUUUCACACAGCUCCCGCCGGCGUUGCCGGAGAUGCCGCUAAUUCUACCCAAUGCACGAACGCCUUGCCUGGAGGAGUGGGAACAUGAUGACGCCAGCAUGGCAACGCUGAAGAUGGCAGUCUUGACCCUGAAGCAGCAAAAGGAGGACUUGCGCCAGAAGCUUGCGGCAACGCAGAAGGAGAAGAUCAGGCUGGAGCUCCAGGAGCGAAACUCCGUGCAGCUUGAAGCCUACGCUCAAGCUUUGCUGUCUCUGAAGAAAGAGAAUGCUGAGCUUCGGGAGAUUGCGUUGCAGGCGCUUCGGGGCAAAGAGGCGAGCGAAAAAGUCAAGGUGGAGGAGCCGAGGGUCAUCAAAGCCUUCAACAAGAUGUCGCAGAAGUGCCUGGCCUCCGUUGCAAGCAGGCACACAUCUGUGGAAGCUGCCAGCAAGUGGCUGAAUGCCCCGCCACCUUCCACCAAGCCCAGGCGGCACAAGGUCCUGCCCGUGGAUCUCGAGGAGGUUGCUGCCAGGCAAGCCACGCUGCCUGUCGGUCAUGCUGGAGGCCUGCAGGGCGUCCGAGGUCGGAGCCAGAGUGACGGUUGUAUCAGGGUUUCCGCGAAGCCACUGGUGUCAGUAGAUGAGCAGCGAGGGCCAGCGCUGGGCCCGAUACUUUCCAGAGCACAAUCUGCACCGAAAGGCGAAGCUGGUAUUGAGGUCCUGGCAUCUCCAGGCGGGGCAUCCGCGGUGCACAUGCCUGUGGAGCAGUCUCCUGCAUCUGCCCAGUCUGCACAAAGCCGAGUGAUGCAGACGCAGCCGACCGCCGAAUCGGCCACAUCUACAAUGGCUUGGUCAUCGUGGCGCCAGCGGGACAGGACCUGGUUGGCCCAGGGAAGGCAGGAGGAAGUUCCUGGAACGGCUGCGAAUGUGACCAUGGAGGGCCGACUGGCAACAGCAGCGAUCUAUGCCGGAGCUGCAAUGAACGCCAACGCAGUGGGCUGGGGAGCAACAGCUCGAGCUGCAGAAGCCGCAGCCCGGCAAAAGUAUGUCACGCAAUCGAAGAACUCAAAGGACUCGCCUUCCCCGGAUCCUGUGAGCUCAGCGCUCGAUGCAGCCCUUAUCGCUCCCCUGGUCGAUGGCAUUGCGCCCGCCCAGGUGAAUGAGCGAGCUGCCAGCGGGGCCCUCGUCCUGGAACCUGGCCAGGCACCACAGCUCCAGUGUGUGGACGAGUUUACCUGUACUUCUCCAAGCCACGCAGACUCCAUGCUGGCGGCAGAUGACAACCAGCUCCGCAGCUUCUUCACAGGCAGCUCAUACCUGGAUGGGCUUGACCUUGCAGCUUGCUGCCCUCAGUUCAGCUUGGCUGAUGGCAGCGGUGGCCCCUGCGGGGAUGGCUUCCCCAUCUUCCGCCACACUUUCACCGGGGCCUUACUGCUUGGGCAUGCAGUCUUCCUUUCCCAGCCCGGAGCUUCACAGGAUCUCCGACUAGUAUACCGUCGUGGGCCGCUCCCCGCUGUUCGCCGGUUCGGUGAAGGUCUCUUCGGCCGCGCAGAGCUUUUGCAUGAGUUGAUUGCUGGCUCCAAAGAUGACGGCAUGAGUCCAAGGGACGCAGGUUCUCACGGUGGCUUCCUCGCGCUCUGCCAUGGCCCACGCAGCAUCUCUGGCGAGACGGGUGGGAGUGAGUUUGACAGCCACUGUUACGUACCCAUUGUUGUCGACGCGCGAAGCUGCAGCCCCUGCAGCUCGGCCAGCAGAAUUGCCUUCGAUAGUGAAGCGGUUGACGUUUCGAGUCACACUUUGGUCUCUCUGCCUGACGUAGAGCUGGGGGUAGGCUUUGCUUUCGAAGCCAUCGAAUGGCGUUUGCGGCGAGAGCUUCACAACACUGAUGGGGAAGGGCCAGCAGUGCGAAGUCUUGCGCACUUCCUGUCAUCCAUGGGGCAGACGGAGGAAGCUGCAGAGCUAUGGCAGCGAGCGCUCCAGAGCGACGAGGCAGCAUCGGGCGAGGCUGGCGACACCCUGCAGGUGGCGCAGUCCGCACGGGCACUGGCCUCUUGCCUCGAUGACCUGGGCCGUGCUGGGGAGGCAGAGCUCGUCUACGGCAAGGCAUUGGCCUUCUUUGAGAAGUCGCUGGGCCGCUCCAGCGGCGAUGUGGCCAAUGUGCAGCUGGCCUUGGCGACCUGCCGCUACGUGCAAGGGUUGGCAAAGAAGCAUGGCAUUCCCCCGUCAUCUGGCGAUGCGCUUCUUCGCCUGGAGGGAGCUUCCGCCCAAGCGCUUGCGGCAAUCUUCGGCAAGGCAGUAGGUGCUGAGAAGGAGGAGGAUUGGAACACCAGUGAGCUCUUUUACAGACAGGCUCUGGGCAUCUUGCGGAGAACCUUGGGGCUGCAUCAUCCGGACACGCUGCACUGCCUGAACAACCUCGCUCUGUGCCUCGGGGACCAGGGCAAGCUGAAUCAAGCAGAGCAGCUGCUGCGCCGGACCCUGGCUGGAAUGGAGGUGGUUCUCUCACCGAAGCACCCUCGACCCAUCCAGGUUCUGAGCAACUUGGCCUGUUGUCUUGCAGAGCAGGGCAAGUUGGAGGAGGCAGAGCGGCAUCACCGGAAUGCUUUCGACGCUUGCAAGCGCAAGCUGGGUUGGAAGCAUCCAGAGACUGCCACUGCAGCGCAGAGCCUUGCGCAGUUCCUCAUACUUCACGGCCGCUCAACAGAGGCAGCCCUCAUCGAGCUCCAGGCACAGCAGUUCGGAACAAGGUUGCUGACUCCAAAAAGGUGA
This is a messenger RNA of Symbiodinium natans, 5613 nucleotides long. The record is from the annotation of a GenBank genome assembly. NCBI's taxonomy places the organism in Eukaryota, Dinophyceae, Suessiales, Symbiodiniaceae.